Molecule: messenger RNA, 553 nt
Organism: Mytilinidion resinicola
Lineage: Eukaryota; Fungi; Ascomycota; Dothideomycetes; Mytilinidiales; Mytilinidiaceae
Exons: 1
Coding region: 38-421 (127 amino acids)
Source: RefSeq, a predicted model, not a curated record
AUAGUUAGGGGGCGAAUAAGGCGGCUGCAUCGCGACGAUGCAGGAUGAGGUGUGGAGGAGGAGUGUAGUGGUUGUUAUAACGGAGAGGGCGUCGAAAACCGGGUUUGAGCCAAUCAGAAGCCGGCGAAUCAGGAAAAGUGGGGAGGGGAUAUACAUUUACCACAAAGGUGAGGUGGAUGAGUAUCAACGCUCUUACAUAGUGUGUUUCAUUCUGUUUCCUAUCCUCGGCACUAAUUCUCAAGAUCCAGGUCACGUGUACCUAACAUAUGACGACAUGCGGCGCAGCACAAACAGGCCUCUCAUAUUCACAUAUCGAUAUGGUAUCUCAAUAACACCGCGCAAGAAUGCUUUCUCUCCCUUUUCCUGCACACCCCUGAUUUUAAUCACUUCGAAUAACCUUGCCACAAAGUCCAGCCGCUGAAGACACUUCCUCCAACAAGGCGCAAGCAAUAGGGUACGCGUCGGCUUCAUGUUGUCCUUUUACGUGUCUACUCCUUGCGAUGCAGCGCUUCGUCUCGCCGCAGCCUCCGCCUCCUCCUUUCCAUACAGUACU